Molecule: messenger RNA, 1555 nt
Organism: Aspergillus welwitschiae
Lineage: Eukaryota; Fungi; Ascomycota; Eurotiomycetes; Eurotiales; Aspergillaceae
Exons: 2
Coding region: 129-1097 (322 amino acids)
Molecular function (GO): zinc ion binding
Source: RefSeq, a predicted model, not a curated record
CUCUUUUUCCUCCUCGUCCUCGCGCAUCUCCCGCCACAGACGCCUACCAAUCGCUGCCAGAGGUUCUCAGAUCGCUGGUAGGUCUGAGAAUCAUAUUAUGCCAUUAGCUCUGAGACUGUUCAGGCAGAAUGGACCUGCGCAAUGAGCCGCUCUGGCAGUGGCCUUCUAGCUCUGCCUCCGUCUCAGCCUCGGACCCUGACUUUGAUGUAAGGCAGAGUCCGGAAGAUGACGAUGGACCUGAUGGCUCUUCGCAACCUUCGGGCGAGACUUUCGAAAAGCAUUACCCUCCUCGUACAUGUCGCAUCUGCCUGGAGACCGUCUACCCUACUUUCCCUCCUCCAUCCGAACACUUGCCUGGGUUUCUUCAGUCCAGGCAACGCGUGACAUACCAGUCCUCAGACCCGGAGUCUGGUCGAUUGCUUCGCCCUUGCAAAUGCAAAGGAUCCUCGCGUUAUGUGCAUGAGGGAUGUCUACAACUUUGGCGACACGCGGACCCAGGUUAUGGCAAGAGGAAUUACUGGCACUGUCCGACUUGUGGUUUCCAUUAUCGCUUAGAGCGCCUCCGGUGGGCACACUGGAUCAGUAGCCCAUUGACGCAGCUUGGACUCACCCUAAUAAUUCUAAUGUUGACUGUAUUUUUACUUGGUUUUAUUGCUGACCCGAUCAUUAAUCUAUACGUGGACCCUAUGGACCCCAUUAUUCGCUCGGACUACUGGGAUACGCGUCCUGUGACGAGUAUCUUACCUGACAACGAAGAGGCUUCCUGGACUGAGCACUUCAUCAAGGGACUAGCCUCUUUGGGCUUUCUGUCUUUCAUCAAGGCUGUGUUUGCGCUUUCUUCAUGGCAUGGAUUGACACUGCGCGGCACAGGGAUGUUUGGCGGAAGGAAUUCUGGCCGCAACCGGGUCGCGUGGCUGGUCAUCGUCAUCGGUGUUGGUAGUUUUCUUUGGGCUGUUUACAAAGGUGUAAGAACAUGGAGCUGCAGGGCUUUAGAAAAAGCCGGAGAGCGAGUCAUGGAUGUUCCGUUGCCUGAUGACGAAGAUGAAGAUGAUAAAGCCUCUGCGGAAAAGUCCGACGAAAGUAAGAAGGAAGAUUGACCCUGGUCCGACGUAUGCCAUCUACAGUCAUGAAUCUUCGUAUUCAAGUUUGUUUUCUAUCCUUCUAAGUGCUCUAUUCGCUGGCGAUAUUCACGCACUACUUUGAGUUGUCACACUCCUUAUCAAUGAGGUGCCAAUCAGUCACUGUGCGAAGAACGAUGCAGACCCUCGCUAACCUCACAGCUCAUGUCUGUUAAGUAGUGUGGCUGGCGAGGACGUUUUGUUCUUUCCUUUUCACCUGCUUAGUUCCGCAUUCAUGACUGGAGGGAGGGUCAAACUGCAUUCUCGAUUAAACUAGACGCUCGAUUCUUUUGGAAUUCUUUUGGUAAGCGUCAUGGAUUGAGGUGCGGUACACUCAUAAUAUGUAGUUUUCAUAUACCCUGAAUGUUAUUUACAUUGUGCCUUUAUUUCAUAUGUCAUUCUCAAGUAGUUAGUUAGUUUCUCAGGCCAAGCUGUGC